Molecule: messenger RNA, 2472 nt
Organism: Striga asiatica
Lineage: Eukaryota; Viridiplantae; Streptophyta; Magnoliopsida; Lamiales; Orobanchaceae
Source: the annotation of a GenBank genome assembly
CAUACACAUACGCAAAGCACCAAUAAAACUCACGAGAUUUUCUUUCUUUAUCUAUGACGAUUCGUAAUUGUAUGUGGGGUUGACCAUUUCUGUUUCCGGGUUUCAGAAAGGAAUGGGCUUUUGUAGUUAAUGUGGGCACCGUCUUUUCGUUCUUGAAAACGAAAACCAGCGGCCAUGGAUGCUUCUGGGUUGGAGGCAUUAUUUGAUCCAUCAACGUUCAACAAAUUGAGCAUGGACCAAAAACGGCAACUUGUCCGCGAGAUGUCCAAAUGGCCUGAUGGCGCUACCGAAAUCCUACAGUCUUGGACCCGUCUCGAGCUUCUCCAGAUCCUCUGUGCCGAGCUCGGUAAAGAAAGGAAAUACACCGGUCUAUCAAAGUCAAAAAUCAUCGAACAACUCCUGAGAACAAUACAUGAGAAAAAUUCCAAGGAAUUUGGGCACACCAAUAUCCCCGAAAACCAGCAGCUCUUGUUAGAAAAUGGUGAAAGAAGUCCCAAAAGGCAGAAGAAAUCCGACCCUCCAAAUCGAGUGCCUGCAGACGCAAGUGGGGCCAUGUCUGUUGAUCUUGAAGUCGAGUCCAGUAGUAUUGUGUACUGCAAGAACUCGGCAUGUAAAGCUAAAUUGAGUAGUGGGAGUGUUUUUUGCAAGAGGUGCUCAUGCUGUAUUUGCCGCCAGUAUGAUGACAACAAAGAUCCGAGCCUUUGGCUGAUGUGUAAUACAGACCCACCUUUUCAUGGGGUGUCUUGUGGAAUGUCAUGCCACCUGGAAUGCGCGUUGAAGCAUGAGAAUUCGGGUAUUUCUCAGGAUAAGGGACUUGAUGGGAGUUUCUGUUGUGUGUCUUGUGGGAAGAUUAAUGAUUUGCUGAGCUCAUGGAAAAAGCAAAUAGUGGCGGCAAGGGACACCAGGCGAGUCGACAUACUUGGCUACAGGCUCUCAUUGGGCCAAAAGAUUCUUGCGGGCACUAAACAUUAUCAGAAUCUUUAUGACAUCAUUGAUGAAGCAGUGAAAAAGCUCGAGGAAGAAGUGGGCCCCUUAACCGGUUUACCCGUGAAAAAGGCAAGAGGGAUUGUUAACAGGCUAUCAUCUGGGCCCGAAAUUCAGAGGCUUUGUGCUUCUGCUGUCGAGUCCCUCGACCUUAUACUCUCUAACCGAGUGUCCGAGAUGCCCUCUGGUUACAAUACACUCGCCUCGAAACUCGUCCAAUUCGAGGACAUUGGCGCCACAUCACUCGCGGUCAACCUCCAUUCAGACGAGUCAAACGUCGAGAAUCUCGUCGGCUAUUCCCUAUGGCACCGUAAAGCCGACGAACCAGACUACUCCGCGGACCCCACUUGCCGGUUAUUCGAGCCCAACACAAAGUUUCUUCUCUCGGGCCUUACUCCCGACACUUUGUAUUUCCUAAAGGUCGCCAUACUCAACACCGACAGAGAGAUGGGCCUCUACGAAUUCCAGUUUCAGACCGCAUGUGCACAGGAUGAGGCCCUAAAUACAAACUCGGAAAGUCAAAGUCAAAGUCCAAGUCCAAGUCAAAGUCCGGCUACCAAUUGUAGCACACUGUCAAAUCCUUCUUCAGUUGAGGACGAGACUAAUAACAUUAUCGCCACCGAUGAGAAUGGUAAAAUUGCCACUCAACUAAAUUUACCUAAUGAAAUCGCGAAAUUCUCUUUGCUGGCCAAUAGUAACAAGGAAUCCUCAGGAGACUGUACGGCCCAAAAUGGGCCCGAACGGGCCCCAGUCUCAACUGGCUUGGAAUGUGUGCCUUAUGUCGCCAGCUCGGAGGCUAACUUGCCUAUAACUCCUUGCAAGUUCGAAAGUUCGAAAGAUGAAAAAAAUAGGCCUAAUUUCAAGGACGGGUCGAAAAAGAGAGAUGGGAAAAAUCGGAACAAAGAUUUCGAGUAUUACGUGAAAGCCGUAAGGUGGCUUGAGUGUGAGGGUUAUAUAGAAACGGGGUUUAGAAAGAAGUUCUUGACUUGGUAUAGCUUGAGAGCUAAUUCUCAGGAAGUACGUGUCGUGAAGGUUUUUGUUGACACGUUUAUCGAGGAUCCAGAGUCGCUUGCCGGGCAAUUAGUCGACACGUUUUCGGAUGUUAUUUCGAACAAUGGGUGCUCGAGGGUGCCUGCUGGGUUUUGCAUGAAGCUUUGGCACUGAGAUUAUACAUUGUCAGUUUAAGAUACGGUGUUAGGUGUCUUGUGCUUCUUUUAGGGAUCUGAGGAUGGGAAAAUGUGAGGUUUUUGGGUGGUUUUUUAUUCUUUAAAUUUGUUAAACUAUUCUUGAUUGUGAAGUGGGAACUAGAGGUAUUCAGAUUUGAUACUUGGGGUUUUGUUGAAUGAAUCCUCGUUAUUUUUUAUGAGUUAAAACCAUGUAUUUUCUGCUGCUGGGGAUGAUUGAUCUGUAGGUAUCAAAGUUGCUUUCUGUUUGCAGUAUUGCUGAAAACUUGUAAACUAGUGGAUUCUUGGUAGACCAUAUUCUCUG